AUGCGGAAACACCAGAUUGUAAAAAUGCUUUCAAAGGCCCUCGUAAUUUUGAUUCUCUUGGGAGCAGGCCUGAUCUUUUCUAUUUUAAGCCCACUUUCUGUGAUUACGAUGAAAAGUGUGACACCCGGGCUCUCAUACAAGGAGAAUGACACGGUUGAAUUCUACUGUGUUUUGCUUGCUAUUGUAUUCCUGCUGCCUCCUAUGCAGAUUCUAAUUUCAGGCCUGGCCAAUCAGAGCGUUAUGGCUGUGGACACGUUUCAAAACACGUACAUCGGGUGUCUUGCGACAUUCCUGGUCAUAGGAGUCAUCAAGUGCAUCGUUGGGAAGGAGCGGCCAGACUAUGCGGACAGAAUACAGAGAACCACAGGGCAAAAGUAUCUGGAGGGGAGGAGGUCCUUUCCCUCUGGGCACGCUGGGAUGUCCUUUGCGUUUGUGUUUUACUUGGUGUUUGACUCUGUGCUGGCAAUAAAAAGAAGCAAGAGCGUUGGGGUGAGGAGCGUCCUUGUGUACAUGGGGAUAAUUGUUCCUUUUGCGUCCGGGAUAAUAGUGGCAGCCAGCAGAAUAUCCGACCACAGACACGACAUUGUGGACGUGCUGGCGGGAGCAGGGCUGGGGGUAGUGAUUCCGCUUAUUUGCAGGCUUUCCCUCUCCUCUGGCAAGAGAAAGAAGCAGGAAAAGGCCCAAAACAUGCCCUUGGCGGAGGCGUGCUCUGCACAAGACAGCACAUCUGUGUGA
Nematocida major is the source of this 735-nucleotide messenger RNA. RefSeq names its product diacylglycerol diphosphate phosphatase / phosphatidate phosphatase. The transcript has a single exon. The coding region runs from base 1 to 735 and encodes 244 amino acids. Gene Ontology annotation, biological process: phospholipid metabolic process. Gene Ontology annotation, molecular function: phosphatidate phosphatase activity. The record is from RefSeq and is a predicted model, not a curated record. Lineage: Eukaryota; Fungi; Microsporidia.